AUGGCGGAAAAAACAGACAUCGAGGCUAUCCUCAAAAGCCUCACCCUGGAGGAAAAGAUCAGACUCCUCGCAGGCCGCAACUUUGUCGAAACAGGCGACGUCCCCUCCAAGAACGUCCCCGCCAUCAAGACCACAGACGGCCCCAACGGCACCCGCGGCGCCGCCAUCGACGGCAGCACAAAGGCCGCCUGCUUCCCGGCCGCGUGCAGCAUCGCCGCCACCUUCGACCGCGCCAUCGCCCGCGACGUCGGCCGCGCCCUCGCCCAGGAGUCCAAGGCCAAGGGGGCUCGAUGCCUCCUCGCCCCCACCGUCUGCAUCCACCGCCACCCGCUCGGCGGCCGCAACUUCGAGAGCUACAGCGAGGACCCCUUCCUCGCCGGCAAGCUGGCCUCGGAGAUGAUCCAGGGGUGUCAGAGUCUCGGGGUCUCGGCGACGAUCAAGCACUUCGUGGCCAACGAGCAGGAGACGGCGCGGACGACGGUCGACGAGACGAUCUCGGAGCGCGCGCUGAGGGAGAUUUAUCUCAAGCCGUUCGAGAUCGCGGUCAAGGAGGCCAAGCCGUGGGCUAUCAUGUCCGCGUAUAACCUCGUUAACGGCACGCACUGCGACUCGAACGAGUGGUUGCUGAAGGAGGUUUUGAGGGGAGAAUGGGGGUGGCAGGGCCUGGUGAUGAGUGACUGGGGCGGAACCAACUCCGUCGCCGCGGGAAUCAAGGCGGGACUCGAUAUCGAGAUGCCCGGCCCGCCGAGGAUACGCAAGCCCGCUGCCGUUCUGGAGGCUGUGAAGAACGGGGAGGUGACGGAAGAUGUUAUUGAUGAGAGGGUGCGCACGAUUCUGGAGUGGACCGAGCAGUUGAACGGGUUCAAGGAUCCGACCAUCACCGUCGAGAAGGCCAUCGACCGCCCCGAACACCGCGCCCUGAUCCGCGACGCCGGCGCCAGGGGUAUCGUGCUCCUCAAGAACGAGGGCGGCAUCCUCCCCCUGACGAAGGAGAAGGUGAAGGGCAAGAAGAUCGCGCUCAUCGGGUACGCGAAAGAUGGCCUCGCACACGGCGGCGGCAGCGCGAGCGUCAACGCGCAUUACCGCCUCCCGCCGUGGGACGCCCUACACGCCGCCUUCGGCUCGGACGUCGAGUUCACCUACGCAAAGGGCGCGCACAAGGAACGUCUCCUACCGCCGAUCGCCCCCGACGGCAGGGUCGGCACCAUCGUCGGCCUCGACGGGCGGCCCGGCUUCAGCCGGCUGUUCUACGACUUCCACGGCGCGGAGGGCGCCGAGCCCGUCUCGGUGCUGCACGGGUACCCGAACUCGGCCUACUCGCCGCUGGGCUCGCAGGAGUCGAUGUGGAAGACGCUCGACGUCGUGGGCGACUUCACGCCGUCCGAGACGGGCACGCACUACAUCGCGUGCUCGGGCAUCGGGCCGACGCAGGUCUGGGUGGACGACGAGGUCGUGUUCGAGCAGAGGGGCAACUGCGCGGACCCCAUGGGCGCGCUGUUCCUCGCGGCCAACGAGCCCGAGAUCAAGCACGCCUUCGAGGCGGGCAAGACGUACCGCCUCCGCGUGCACAGCGAGCCGCCGAGCAAGAUCGGGUUGGAGAUCCUCGAGGGCCGGACGGGCGUGAGGAUGGGCUUCGCGUUGGAGUCCGACCACGACGCGGACCUGCAGGGCGAGGCGGCGAGGGUGGCUGCGGACGCGGACCUGGCGAUCGUGUUCACGGGACACGAUCCGCAGUGGGAGACGGAGGGGAGAGACCAGGAGUCGUUCCAUCUGCCCUGCGACCAGGACGGUCUCAUCGAGGUUGUGGCCCGGGCGAACAAGAACACCAUCGUGGUCAACUCGACGGGCGUCGCGGUGGCGAUGCCGUGGCUAGAUAAGAUCUCGGCGCUGGCGCAGUCGUGGUUUCCGGGGCAGGAGUGCGGCAACGCCAUUGCGGACGUGCUCACCGGCGCCGUGAAUCCCGAGGGCAAGCUCCCGGUCAGCUUCCCGGCGCAGUUGGAGGACGCUCCGGCGCACGGGAACUUCCCGGGAGAGCGCGUCGACGGGCAGUUGAGGGUCACGUACGAGGAGGGCGUGUUUGUGGGGUAUAGGCACUACGACCGGGUCGACAAGUCCAAGGUCAACUUUCCCUUCGGAUACGGUUUGUCUUACACGAGUUUCUCGUUCACCGGCUUCAACGUGACCAAGAAGAGCGCGGAUGAGUUUGAGGUCGUUCUCGAAGUCACAAACACCGGGGACCGCGCGGGCGGUGCGGUCGUGCAGGUUUACGCCGGCAAGGCGGCGCCGUCAUCGGACUCGCCCCGGAAGGUCCUCGUGGCAUUCGACAAGGUCCGCCUUGCUCCCGGCGAGAAGAAGACCGUCCAGCUCUCGGUGUUGGCGAAGGACUUUGCAUCGUUUGAUGAGGCGGCGCGGGAGUGGGUUGUCGAAGCUGGCGAGUACAACUUCGUGCUCGGCGAAUCCGCGGCGGAGCCGGUGGCGACGGUCCCGGUCGGCGUGGAGCGGGUCACGUACCGCCGGUGA
Colletotrichum karsti is the source of this 2520-nucleotide messenger RNA. RefSeq lists its product as uncharacterized. NCBI's taxonomy places the organism in Eukaryota, Fungi, Ascomycota, Sordariomycetes, Glomerellales, Glomerellaceae. Gene Ontology annotation, biological process: glucan catabolic process. The transcript is spliced from 2 exons. The record is from RefSeq and is a predicted model, not a curated record. Gene Ontology annotation, molecular function: beta-glucosidase activity. The coding region runs from base 1 to 2520 and encodes 839 amino acids.